UGCUGGGGCGCUGCUUGGGGUCCAGCCAGGCUCCGGGGCCCAGAAGUGCCCCGCACGGAUGGGGCUGAACCCACGUGGGCCACGGGCACGGCUGAGCUCCGGACCCCCAGAUCUCAGUCCUGACCCUGCGCUCAGGGAGAAGGGGACCUCCCAGCUAGGCCUGGCCCCUGGAUGGCGGGUAACUCCCCCAGGCCGGGCCCACCAGAGGCCUCUGCCCAAGGCUGCCUGGGAGCCCCUCCGAGGGGCGGGGGCUCCAGAUCCCAGCAGAGGCAGACCCGCCCCUCAGAAUCUGGCCCCAAAGUGCUGGAGACUAUUGUGUGAGUUUCCCAUCCCACCACUUCACUUUAUUUACUCUCCCGAGGAGGAAGGACACAGGGGCAGAGCCACAGGCAGGCGGCAGUCACGGGCACACACGGACGGGCCAGCACACAAGCCCAGGACUGGGACGCCCCGCCGCCUCGGAGGGAGAAGCCCCCCAAGUCUCCCGCACUUUGUAAACCCCAAAGCAGGGAGGAGACCAGAAAGUGCUCCCCACCCGCGCACAGGCCCCUCCUUCCCCCACAGCGGGUCUCGGGGAGGAAAUGAGGCCGUCCCCAGGCCCGGAUGGGGGCGACGGGCCACCCCCCUCCAGACUGCCGUGGCCUGGCCCGUGUCCCCUAGAGUCCCUCCGCAACCCAAGCGCGGCUCGGCCCCGGCCCCGGCCCCGAAACUGGCGCGGGGAGGGGGCUGUCCCGCAGGUAACCAACGCCCCCAACCCGCAGGGCUGGGGCCCCGGCGGCCGGCGGGCAGCGCGGGAGCGAGAGGACUGAGCGGCCAGCCGAAAGGGAAACUGAGCGCCCAGGCCGGCGGAGGAAGCCCCUCGCGCCCUCGACGAGGCUGUCCUCGCUGGGCAAACACAAACAACAAUAAAAGGAAGGAAACUCUGCCGCGGCGCGCAGGGCGAGCACAGGCGCCGGCGAGGGCGCGCGGUCCCCUCGGUUCCCCGAACGGGGUCCUCCAAGGAGGGGACGCGGGCGCCCAUCGAAGUCCCGCCUUCCCGUCCGCGCCCGGUUUCCGCGCCGGGCCCGCCCCGAGGGGCCCCCGAGCACGCCCGCGGCGCGGUGGCCGGCCCGCACCCACCUUCGAAGUCCGAAAUGAUGCCGUCCAGCUGCGCGUUGACCGCGGGGUCGGACAUGGUGGCUCGCGGGACGCACGAUGCGUGGAGGGCUGCGGCAAGGAAGCGCCCCGGCCGGCCCGGGCCCUGCGCGCUGGCUGGGGGGGGCCGCGCCCGCGCUCCCACCGUGCAGAGCUGGCCGCCGGAGCCCCUCGGCCCCCGGGCUCGGCUGAAUGAAUGGGGGAGGCGGGCGGGCGCCGGCGCUCCCCGCUCCCCGCGCCCCGCCCCGCCCCCGCCUCCCGGGCGGAUCAGGUUCCCGCACCCGCGGUCCGGCCUCCCGGUCUCGCACUGGCUGCUCCGCCCGCCUGUCAAGACCGAGCCCGGGGGGCUGGGGCCCGAAAGGCCGCCGCGGGGACAGGCCGAGUCCUGGGCGCCCGACCCGAACCCCCCCCCACCCCCCGCCUGGCCUGCGCCCAGGGGACGGCGACGGACCCGGCCCCGGCUCCCUCCCCCCGGGACGCCCCGCUGCGGCCAGAUGUGGGCGGAUGUGGAGGCCCGGCGGCGGAGCGGGGGCGGCGCCGAGCGGGGAAGCGAUUCCUCCCCUUCCCUGGGGCUCAGGGUUCCUUCUGCGGGAGGUUUUAUUUACGCAGCCAAACAAAGUUGGCCGCCUGCUUCCCGCGCUCAGCGCCUCCAAGGGUUAAGCGCUCAGGCAGGCGACCGGCAGGAUCCCAGCCGGUUGGCCAAGAGCCAAGCAACGAGGGGCGAACGCAAGAGUCACGUGACCCAGGGCGGGGAGAGGGGCACCCCUCCAGCUACUCCCUACCCCAACCCACCGCCCCCGAGGUCGCUGCUGCACCCUCUGGGGUGUGUGUCCCAAAAAGCGCCGGGGCCACCCAGGACCUGGGGGCAAGGACACAGCACCCUUGUCACAACAGCCAGGACCACGUGCCACCCCCAAGCUCCACAACCAGGGCCUUCUUCCAGGCAGAGCAAAGUCUUCGGGUUCUGCCCAGUAAGGAGCAGGUAUUUCAGAGUAUCUGCAGGAAGGAUUUGGGGACCAGGGAGCAAAGGGUCAACACUGGUGAGGCUGCGCCCCAUCUGGCCCCACCGCAAGCCUGGCCUUGACCUCCAGGGUAGGUCAUUUCUACUCUUCUCCAUCCAUUCCACAGACCUUGAUCAAUCAAGCCCUGCCACCUCCAAGGCCAACAGGUCCCAGGGGCUGAGGACCAAAGGACCAGCGGGCUGGAACUUGAGAGGCAGCAGCAGGGAAGGGCCCUUCAGGUCUGACACCAACGUGGCAGGGGGGGGGGGGUGUCUCUUCCACUCCUCCUGGCUGAGACAGGCUGCCUGCCCCCCUCCCUUACCUUAGGCCAGAAGUCAGGGCCUGGGUGAGAAUUCCUAGCAGGCAAAACUCCCUGAGCCCCUGGGCCAGUGGGCAACUCUGCAGUGUGGUGCCCUGAGUGUCCCGAGAGCUCAUCCUGGGUCUCGGCUGCCACUCCCCUGCCAGCCCCCACACCCCUAGUUCGGGAAGAUCCCAAAUGCACGGAGGACUCCCUGACUCCCAUCCUGGUUAUUCCUGGCCUUCCUCCGGAGAAGGCUCUCGGUUUGGGGAGCUUUUUUUUCAAGUUAAUGAAAUCGAGUCCUUCCUUUUUAAGAAAAGCAGUCGCUCCCUCCCUCAUGCUUUGGAUGUUUUGAACUAUUUUCAACCAAGUGAGUUUGUGGACAUGGAACUGCAAAACCACAGACAUUUCAGAUGCGCACACACCCUGGGAGCCGGGGUUUCCGACAUGGAGUCGCCGCUGUCCUGAAUAGCGCCCUGACGACUUUCGCAUCAGCCUGAAAAGUGAAAACCGGCACCUGGGCCACCUGUCCGGCCUGUAUUUGGGAGUUUGGUGGCCCACGGCCCCUAAGAAACAGCCUAAGGCCACAACCCCGUGGGACGAUGCUGGGUGGCAGGGACGGGGCGGUAGCCGGUCUGGGCCACAGCAUUAUUCUCCAGUGUUUAUAUAAAAAGCACCUGGUGUGUGUAGACACACCCGGGCGAUUGUUCUCCCAGAGAGCCGGCUCCCGCUUCUACCAGAUUAGCACGGGGUCAGCUCAGUGUGCCUUAUCCAUUUCCACCCACAGUGGGGCUAAACACGUAUGCUUAUCUCCACAGCAGCCCCGCCAGGGGGCACGCCUUGCCCAGUUGGUCCCCUAUGGGAACCCGCAGGACAAUGGCGGGAGGGAGCAGACCUCCGAGGCCAGAAGUGCCCCAUGUUGGCACGCCUGUGCUCCAGAGCCCAUCCUGCCCAUCCACCUGCCUCUGCCCCCUGCACUUAACCACUGGGGCCACCGUUGCCAGGCCUAGACGCCUCCAGGAGAUGGGAAACAGCUGGGCACCACCCUGCAAGUACUAAUUACCCUCGCCAAACGCGAAGACAAUCCAGCUGCUCCUUGGCCUUCUCUUUCUCCGCUUAAAUCAUCCAUCCCCAGCCCUUUAAUCAUCCGUCAUCCUUUGAUCACUUCUGAUGACUGUGCCCAAAUUGGGGCUCCAGGACUUUAAUAAGGCCUGAUCCCUCCAGGGUGGGAACGGCCCUCUGACCCCUGCUCCCAAGCCUGAGCAGCCAGGGCCGGGGUCUGGACGAAUAAUCCUGGUAGGGGCACUAGGCAGAUAAAAUGAGCAGCAGCAGUGGAGAGGAGAAAAUGAGCUUCCAUUUGGCAAGAAAAAAAAGAACUUCGAGGAGUUCCCAUCAUGGCGCAGGGGAAACGAAUCCCACUAGGAACCAUGAGGUUGCAGGUUCAAUCCCUGGCCUCGCUGAGUGGGUUAACGAUCU
Messenger RNA from Phacochoerus africanus (Common warthog), 3909 nucleotides. Its product is annotated as basic salivary proline-rich protein 2-like. The transcript has 2 exons. Bases 1134 to 2462 code for a protein of 442 amino acids. NCBI's taxonomy places the organism in Eukaryota, Metazoa, Chordata, Mammalia, Artiodactyla, Suidae. The record is from RefSeq and is a predicted model, not a curated record.